AUGAGUUCUCAAUCGGAAGAACAGCUCGAUCAGCGCCGUCUUUCUCAACAAGCUCAAAAACCUUUUCGAACGUCUCACAGGGCACCAGCUGGAGAUUUUCCCCAAAGUACUCGAUUGCAGCUGAUUCCGAGUACGCCCCAGGCUCGCCCUGAUAUGCAACGCGGAGCGGAACCUCUCCAGCGUUCCAGUCCGGUGAAGACACUCCAUCCGAGUGAACGACAAGUUCAAUCAUUAAGUCUUACCGAUACGGCAGUUCCAGGCACAGUUUCGCACGCAGGCCAAGAGAAACUGCACCUGGAGGCGUCCAGUGCACAGCGUGCAGCGCCCGGCGGCGCGUGCACGGUGGCGUACGGCGCAGAGCCCGCAGAUCGCGCACGCAGCGAAUCGUGCGUGCAGCCGUACGGGCAGGCUGCGGGGCGCGCGGCGCUGGAAACGACCGUUGCGAACGCAGCGCUCUGCGUCUCUCGAGGUAUUGGUCCGCUCUGUGCUUUCGCGGUGAACGAAGCCAUGGACUAUUCGAAGAAAGCGUUGGAAAUCAAGAAUAUUGAACGGGAAGUCGAACUUUGUUGUUCAGAGAUUCAGAAAGCGGUUGAAGAUGCUGUACUACUCGUUAGGAACAGCUUCCACUCGCAGUUGAUUCGAAUGCCUCGCAAACUGAGAGCGACGCGAUUAUGUGCUCUUUUCACCGCUGAGGAGCUACAGACGAUAGGCUACGUCCUAGAGGGGACCGAUCGAGGGAGUACUGUCGAAACUUGUGUUACGCAGCCCACGGCUUCCCAGUCUUCGUCUAGUGGCACGCGGAAACAUGCGAAGCAGAGCUCGCGAGCCGCACGUGCGCUGCGUAUUGCGGCACCUGGAACAACCUCGCUGAGUAGCCGACGGCGAGCUGUUCAAGCAUCCGCAGUCACUGAAGCGACACGUCAUACAGACUCUGAGCAUGGAGAGUCACAAGGAGCGGCCGUGUCGGCUCCACAGGCACCAGCGGAGCUGGAGACUGCACUGCGCCACAUGUUAGAGCAGCUCCUGGCCAAACAGAAGCAAGUCAUUGGAGAUGGGGCUGACCAUGUACCCAACUUGUUGCUGGAUAUGUUGCGCGAGAAGGUCUUUCGCGAUGCUGAGCGAGCAGAACAAGUAUCUCCUCGAUGGACACCAGAUCUGGCCUCGGCACCAGCGCGAUAG
This is a messenger RNA of Cyanidioschyzon merolae strain 10D, 1179 nucleotides long. RefSeq lists its product as hypothetical. Lineage: Eukaryota; Rhodophyta; Bangiophyceae; Cyanidiales; Cyanidiaceae. Bases 1 to 1179 code for a protein of 392 amino acids. The transcript has a single exon. The record is from RefSeq and is a predicted model, not a curated record.